GCGAAAAAUGCGACGAAAACAAAACGACAAGGUGGAAUGCAAAGAACUGCCGUAAAUGCGAAAAUAAAUCGAACGCUCUGCGGUAAAUAUUAUCUUGUAAAAUCAGGAAAUUACGGAACGUUUACUGAGAUCGCCGAGAAGUGGAAUAAUGGUUCUGUUACUGGUGCACCUGCGGCGCCUCAUUUUGCUGCUGACCGUCGUUUACCUGAGCGGAGCGGUAUUCCGCCGCCUCCUCACCGAGCGGCAUCACGCCCACAUUCUGCAGGGCAAUGGUUACAUGGGAUUCGGACGUCUUCGUGGUGGCGCUGGAUCCAAGGAGCCGUAUCACUUCCAGUGGUGGGCCUACAUCUACACCUGUUACGCAUACGCCGUGUUGGUCAACUACGUCAACAUGCGCCGGCUGACCAACCUCAUCGAGUUCUUCUUGAACUAAUGUUUCGACGAUUCGUUUAGAAGUUAGACUAAUUUGCGCACUAAUUUGGCGAUUAUAUAGAUACAAGUUAUUUAAAAGUUAAACAGAAAUCGAUCUUCCUACACCCAUUUAUUUUCCCCCAUAAGGUUGUUUUGAAACAAACAAUUAAACAACCCAAUUUUGUUUUAUAUAAAAUAACCCCAAUUUAUUAUUUACUUAUUAAUAUUGGAUUUUCUUAAAUAUAAGUUAAUACAAAAUGUCUACAUUUACCAUACAAAUUACAAGUGCGACCUCUAUACGAUGAACACUGGAUCAGCUCCGCUUGAAGCGCCAUCUAUGUGUAAGCUUGUAGCAGGUUUGUGCAUUGGCUAAGAUAUUUCUGAAUUACUUUUUCUUUUUCAAAGUAA
Messenger RNA from Drosophila teissieri, 819 nucleotides. RefSeq lists its product as uncharacterized. The record is from RefSeq and is a predicted model, not a curated record. Bases 149 to 433 code for a protein of 94 amino acids. Lineage: Eukaryota; Metazoa; Arthropoda; Insecta; Diptera; Drosophilidae. The transcript is spliced from 2 exons.